UAACAGACAGAUAAUUUUAUUUAAAACGAAAACAUAGCCCAACCAAUGACAAUAGUUAGGUAACAAAUAAUAUAAUAAGAUCAUAAAAAAUGAGAUAUACGUGCAAAACCCUAAUAUUACAAAUGUAAGUCAAUACGUUGUACUGAGUGGUUCCCACUGAUUCUUAAUUUUCUCAUUUUUUCUUCUCUUAGUUUUGUCAUUUUCUCCAUUUCAACAAUUGUAUAUUAGGGAUUUAGUAAAAAUUAAAAUAAUUUAUAGUAGAUAAUUUAAAACAAUUUAUAUCUAUAGACAAAUUUGUGAUCAACUUAAACUCAAAGAACUCAGAAAAACCAGAGUCUUGCAUUAGCAUUUAUUGAUUGGAGCCAUUAAAUCUUUUAUAAUUCUCGUGAGCUUGAGCGGACAUAAAAUUCCGCAACGGUUACAUCUCUGUUUCUUGAUUUUGUUCUUGUCCGAGUCAGAUGAGUCAGCUCGGGGACCUACUGAGAGAAUCGGCGGAUGAAACCAGAAGUGGAAGGACCAUGAUGCUGAGUUUACUCGAGGAAGAUCGAAUCGACGGUGAAGAUCGAGCGACGAGCAAGUGGAGUACGCUGAAACAACGGCUGAGAUUUGAUUGGGUUGGCUGUUGCGGUGGACCCACCUUGCUGCGUCUCAGAGGAUCAGAAGCACCAGUCGCCGAGGAAGACGAAGAUGACGAGGAGGAGGAAGAAACCUCGGGUCAAAACCGGGUCGUUAACUUGUCGAAUUCGGUUCGGGAUCCGGGUUUGGUUGUGGACACGGAGUGUUUAACACGAGGCACAAGGAAUCUCGCGGAGGCUCUUGCGGAGGAGAGACUAGCGCGGGGCGAGAACGUGACGGAGGCUUCGGUUGCUAAGGUACCGUUGAUGAAAUUGCUUGCGGAAACGGAGGGUUGCGAUGCGACCACGUGGACCGGUGCUGAUCCUUUGUGUUGCGUGUGUAUGGGAAGGGAGAAAGGCGCGGCGUUUAUCCCAUGUGGGCAUACGUAUUGUAGAGUGUGUUCAAGGGAGAUUUGGAUGAACCGUGGAUCGUGUCCUCUUUGUAACCGUUCCAUAUUUGACGUUCUUGAUCUUUACUGAAAAAAAUACAUUGAUGUAUUGUUGUUAUGUUCUGAUCGACGGUAAAGUUCAGGUCUCUUUGUGCAUAUUUUGAUUGCAGUUUCAAUAAAAGGAUGAUGUAUUA
This is a messenger RNA of Brassica napus (rape), 1197 nucleotides long. RefSeq names its product death-associated inhibitor of apoptosis 1. The transcript has a single exon. Lineage: Eukaryota; Viridiplantae; Streptophyta; Magnoliopsida; Brassicales; Brassicaceae. The record is from RefSeq and is a predicted model, not a curated record. Bases 459 to 1094 code for a protein of 211 amino acids.